UAGAGACAGAGAACGAGGAAGAGAAAAAGAGAGACAGAGAGAGAAACUAAGGCAAAGGAAAGAAAGGUGUAACAAUGAGAGGGGGUGGGUGAGGGUGAAAAGGAAAAACCUGUCAGGUGAGUUUACACUGCAGGUGAAUAAUAGUAAAAUAGAAAAAGUAUGAGUGUGAGACAGGGAAACGGAAGUCUACUGAACAGUUGCUGUGAUUUUCUUCACAGAUUUUGGAUGCUAGGACUCUCUGAAAAAGCCAGUUGCAGAAAGACGAUCAGCAAAUGAAAUCUACAAAACACAAGAAAACAAUAAAAAGAAGUGAAGGGAAAACGUCCUCAGGCUGAAGAUUAAUAUUAAUAAACUUAAUAUUCCUGGGAAAGAAACAAAAAGUAGAAAAAACAAUUGUGCCUUUACAAAUGAAUAACAUAUAACCCAAAGACACAAAAGGAGCUGAUUUUGUGUGUGUGUAGGGCUCUGCUAUUAUUGUUUAUGGUGGAACUUUGCUGAACAUUUGAUUUUGUUUUUACCUUUAUAUCAACAGAACAUUACGGCACUGCAUCAAAGCCACACCUGCUCGCUGUCAAACAAAUCGAUUUUUUUUUUGGUUUAUGGAUUACUUUGAAAGAAUGCCAUGCCAACCCUUGGACACCCCUGAGCACACUGUAUGGGUUGAAUUACAUAGCUGACAAUCUCCCCAUGCUCGAUAUGGACAUUUAAAACUGUAUGUGUGACAAAAACUAUGAAAUUUGAGCAUGAUGUCAUGCACUAAAAAGAACUCUAAACUAUUCCUGACAAUCACAUUGUAAUGCAAGCACUAUUUCUCAUUGUCAAAAAUGGAUAUCUCUGUUGGAUCUACUUGUGUGCCGGAAAACUCACUUACGAGAGUUGUAAAUAUCGAAUCGCCAAACUGUUCAGAGAAACAAAAUCAAAGUAAGCCGCCUGCAGCACCAACACAGUCUGCUGUUAAGUUCCAAGUCCGCUCUGCUAAAGAAAGAGAGCAGUUGCUCGCCAAACCCAGUUUAAAGCCUCAGACAUUGGAAAAAGCAAGCAGAAGCAGCAAAGGGUGUAGAGAAGAGAUGCCCACAGUCCACACCAUUUCAUCUCAAUCUCCAUCUCUAGAUACUAAUAUGUUGGACAAUAGGAUACCUAAACUUCUGAAUCAGGUUGACUUGACAAAUAGAGCUGGAUUGUCCACUGGCUCUGAGAUGAGCAAUACAACUCAGAAGAAGCCAGACAAUGUCCAAAAUCUUACCCCCAAAGUGAGGGGAAGAACAGAUUGGAGACAAGCAUAUCAGUCAAACAGAAGUAAAAGCUUAGACUGGAGAGGAUCAAGAAGUGGAGCACAACAAGAAAUUCAGACAAACGCUAUCAAAAAUACUACAGAGCUCGAAGGAAGAUUUGUUCAACGUUCCGAGAGUUUACAAGCAAAUGAUGGAUCCAACAGUCCAAGCUCAAGUAUACUGGCUCAGCCAUUAAAGAAAGUAUCGUUAACAAUUCAACCACUCAGUGGAACUCGUCAUAGAAAGCUGGCUGUCAGUGGACUUGCCUCCUCAGCCGAAUCUGUAAUUCCUCCUGUCAGAACGGUGGCUCUUGCUCAGUCUUUUCCAUCCAGACUAAAAACAAAUCAAAAUCAGGAUAAGACAGAGGAAGGAAAACUUCCCUGGAUUUCUUUGCAGAGUGGUACAGAUCCUGCAGACCACCAUCUCAGAUCUCAAACCACCCCAUCAAAGGUCAUUGAGAGCACUGGGAACAACAGUGUAAUGGGUGGAAAUAAUCAUACUCCAUUAGAGGAUAAAAGUAAAGCAAGUUCAGUUCUCUCACCUGGACUCACCACUCCUGCACCUUUUGUCAAGGUUGAGUAUACUGGUUUGAAUAGAUCAUCAUUAGAUAGACUAACACCCUUUGUGAAUACAACUUCAUAUAAACCAGAAAACUGUGGUACCUUCCCAAAAUCAAUCUUCAAAAAGAAACAAAUCAAUUCAAAUACCUUGCCAGACACUUCAUUUGUUUCACCCAUUGGAAAAGAGAACCUGGUAACAAUGUCAACAAGGUCUGUAGAGAAACCCCUUAGCCAAGAUUCAAGACCUUUGGUUAACAACAGUAGUAUAUAUGAGGAGAGAAACCUAACUAGCCACAUGAUAGGACUAGGAACUCAAUCUUUAGGCAGAACAAAAUGCAGACAUUUGACCUCUCCAACUUCUUACUCCGCAUUUGGUCUAAAUAAUAACAGUAGCACCCAGAAAGAAAUAGAAAAGCCAGUGGAAAAUACGACUGGCAUGAAUACAAUUCCAGGAAAACAAGCACUGGUAGGAGUAAAACCUCAAUCGUCCCAAAGUGUGACAGCAGACAGUGAAAAACACCAUAAUCAAGAACAAAACGUUCGUCUGGAGUUGGGAUCCUCAGGAGAUUCAAGCAAGAAGAGCGAGACCUUGUUAGAGAAUGUCCAAGAAACGUCCCUGUUUUCAGUGCGAAACAAAAUUCACAAAUUUGAGGCACUUGCUCUGCAAAACCAGAAUUCAUCCCGGAUCCAGAAUCCUAGAAGAGCUUUCUCAGUUACAGAAAAGCCAAAAGUGGCCACUUGUGUGAAGAAACAUUCUGAUAGGUCAUUAAGCCUAAGUGGCAGUGACUGGAGUAAAGAAUUUGUGACAGACAAUCUUUUCAGUGAGAGUGGACUCUGCGAUGAAGCUUCGAGUAGGCAUGAUUCAAGUGGACCUGUCCAGAUCAAAACACAACCUGCAGGUGGAUCAAGAGCGAAAACUCAAAAUAGUGGAACUAAAACUCAGGAGCCCAAAGUUGCUUUGACUCUGAACCUGGAUACAUUUUCAUUGGACCAUAACAAUACUAAAUGCCCAGUAAUAACUAAACAUGUGGAUGAGCCAGAUUCCUCCAAGGGCAGUAAUGUAAGAUCUUUUCAAAAGCUUAAAAACAUUCAAUUGCCUGAAGAAAAAGUUAGGGAUUAUGUCAGUUCUUCAUUUUCCCACAACCCCCAAAAGUCAAGUGGAAUCACCAAUGCGUCCCACAUGGAUAAUAAGGAAAUCUUUCCUAUUCGAGAGAACACAUUUCCAAAGUCUACAAAAGAUGAAUCAUUUCUAACACCAGGUAGCACACCUGUGUUACCAAAUUCAGAUUCAUCCACCAUAGUAAAAUCAACACUGUUAACCGGAAACAGUGAUCAUUCCAAAUCACCAUCCAAUUUUCAUAGCGACUUGGCAGUCGGCCCUCCUAUCCAGGUCGCUUCGUCAGAUUCAGGUGAACUCAGUCAUCCCUACCAUUCCAUGCAAAAUGAAAAAGCAGCUGCAAAAGUCAUUAGGUGGAUAAUGGAUAAAGGGGUUGAUGAGAAUGGUGAAGACUACGACGACGAUGAAGACGAUGAGGGAACAGAGAGAGGAUAUGACUCUGACUCAGGGGAAUCGUCAGUCACCAUUACAAGCCACAUGAGCAAUAGGAGUUUUUCGAUGAGCCUUGAAGAGAUAUGCAGUCUGGGUGGGCUGGACCUUCCCCUCUCGGAUGGGUCAAUGGAUGACGAAAACUGGAUGUCCAAGCGUACAGUGUCCCUAAGCUCUGACGUUUCUGCCCUGUCCGCUGUGACGCUGCUGAGCAUGGAUGAGCUGGACUGCUUAUUGAAUGAUGUCAGGAGUUUGGAAGAUGAUGCCUUAGAGAACUAUGAUGAUGUUCAUGUGGUUGUCCUACAUAAGGAGGCAGGAACUGGACUUGGCUUCACUGUGGCUGGAGGAGUGGAUCAGAAUAAACCUGUGACUGUUCACAGGGUGCUACGUGGUGGCACAGCAUCCCAGGAAGGCUCCAUCCAUGUGGGAGACCAGGUGUUGUCUAUCAAUGGCAAUGCUCUACAUAACUCCACCCACAAGGAGGCACUCCACACUAUGAGAAAAGCAAGAGGGCGGCCCAUGGCAGUGGUGGUCAUCAGGCGAGGUGAUGUCACUGAAACAUGCUACACUGUGAAAGACAGUCCACAGAAAGCAGCUGGGAACCGAGGCAGCAGAUUGAGAGUGACUUUGAAUAAGGCCAGCUCUGACCUGGGCUUCAGUUUAGAGGGAGGAGUGGGCUCCAACUUAGGAGACAAACCCCUCACUGUACAGAGGCUAUUUCAGGGUGGACCAGUUGGGAAGGUUUUCCCAGGAGAUGAACUCUUAGAGGUUGAAGGGCAGAGUUUGGAAGGUUUGAGGCGGCUCGAGGUCUGGCACCUGAUCAAAAGAUUGCCCCCUGGCCCUGUGGAUGUCUUACUGCAACGUCCUUACAAGUGAUACUGACAGCGUUUUCUUUAGAAUCCACUUCAAAUACGGACUUAGAUGCUGUAUUUAGAGUUAAGUCUGCACAGUUAUGCACGGUUAUGCAUAUUAGUAUUCAGAUCUCAGGGUUACCUUUGGAGCUAAGUGCUACUCGGACUGUGGGUGAGCAUGGCUCAUGUUUCAGUUGAUUCUGACUUUAAAUAUUAGUGAUUAGUGAAGUUAAGAGCUUUAUUAUAACCCAUGCCAUAGGCUGAUCAAUAAAUUUCAUACAAUGCUGAUUGAGUUAAUUUUAAUACACAGAAAAAAGGCUGAACUGCAAGCAGUUGCAGAACAGUCUGAAUAGUCAGCUAAGAGAAUUAAGUCAAUUAAUACAAUUAUGAUAUGUAAAUACUGACAAAACCAUGACUUUCUGUAGUUCAAAUCUCUACAUACAGCCCAAAGAGAAAAAAGUGUAUUAAGUGUACAAAAGCUUUUAAUAAGGUCUGUAAUUAUUAUUAUUAUUUUUUUAUUAUUAUUUUUUUUUUUUAUUAUUAUUAUUAAUCUUAGUACAGAUUUGUUUCUGUCUUAUUUUGCCAUCCUAUUUGUUGGAUUAAAUGCACUGUUCUUAAACGGAUUGAAGAAUAAUACAAUGCUUUCAGAGGAUUACAAAAAUGUUUUCCUGCAGUGAGCUGUGGUUUAAUUGAUUAAUAUGUUUAAUGUGUGCUUUUUCUGAAUUACAUUUUACCUGAUCAGGUUUACAUGCUACUUUUUUUGUAAUUUCAAAGAAAAUUACAGUAUAUAUAUAUACUGUGUACAUCACAUCUUAUUUAAAAUGAUGUGUCCUCAUUUACAGUGUGGUCUUAUGCUAUGCUUAUGUCUUAUGUUCUUUAUCUAAUUGCUAUCAUAUCUGUUUUUUAUGGCCAUUCUGACCUCAUGAAGAGAAUUAAUAAAUAACUAUAUUGCACUGCAAUGAUCUUUGAAGCACUUCACAGCAGCUAAUUGUUAUUACUGGUUACUCUGUAGAUCUCAUUAGUUAUCAGCAGUGUUGUAUUAAGAUUCCAAUAGACAUUUUUUAAAUUAAUGACAAGAUAUUUUGACUAUCAAGUUCAUCCCCAAAUCACUUAAGGAACUGUUCUUGCACUUCUUAAUUGUAGAUUAGGUUAGGAUUAAAUUUCAUGUCACAUAAACAAAACUGUGCAUAUCAAUAAUCAGAGAUGGGAAGUAAUGAAGUACAAAUAAUUUUUGGGUAAGUACUUUACUUCACUAUUUAUUUUUCUGACAAUAUUUUACUUUAACUUAUUACAUAUUUUUACACAAAUUUCGGUACUUUCUACUACGUACAUUUCAAAACCAGGCUCGUAAAUUUAGUUUUAAUCUGUUUGGUGACAUAUUAUUUCUUCUCACUGCUGUUUUUCAGCCCAUCAACCUAUUUUUUUGUCAUUGUGCGGCUUUUUUAUUUUACCAAUAGUGUGUAUCAUUUCCUGGCUAUCACGCACCCCAAAUGUAGUCUAACCUACAAAGCUAACAACAAGUAAGGCAGAAGGCAACAACAAGUACGGCUAACGUGGAUGAGACAGACGAAGUCAGCGACGCAAACAUGACUGAGAACAGAGACAUUCCUGAUCACCUGGUCAUCAUCAUCUUUUCUCUGCUUGUGUUCUAUGUGGUGGUUGUUCAGCCUGAAUACAUGUGAUUUAAGGUCCAGUUGCCAGUGUGACAAUAAAAUAGGUACAAAUAAUAGCAACCUUUUACUUAAGUACAUGUCAGAGCCUGAACUUCUUUAGUGUAACUUGAAUGAAAAAGUAUUCAGUACUUCAUUUUUUAAAACAUGAGUAUCUGUUCUUUUACUUGAGUGAAGGAUAUUUAAGAAUUUCAUUGUGCAAACUGUUACUG
This is a messenger RNA of Silurus meridionalis, 6110 nucleotides long. RefSeq lists its product as uncharacterized. Lineage: Eukaryota; Metazoa; Chordata; Actinopteri; Siluriformes; Siluridae. The coding region runs from base 825 to 4253 and encodes 1142 amino acids. Gene Ontology annotation, biological process: leukocyte chemotaxis; induction of positive chemotaxis. The transcript has 7 exons. The record is from RefSeq and is a predicted model, not a curated record. Gene Ontology annotation, molecular function: CD4 receptor binding; cytokine activity.